AACGAGCUGGAGCGGCUGUUCGACGAGACCCACUACCCGGACGCCUUCAUGCGCGAGGAGCUGAGCCAGAGGCUGGGACUGUCCGAGGCCUGUGGUUUCAGAACAGAAGAGCGAAAUGUCGAAAACAAGAAAACCAAAUGCACAAAGACAUCUUUCCCUUCUCUCCAGGUGUCAUCCUGGGCAGCGGCAGUCAYCUGGAUGCAUGCAGAGUAGCUCCGUAUGUCAACAUGGGUGCCCUCCGAAUGCCCUUCCAACAGGUACAAGCACAACUCCAGUUGGACGGCGUUACCCACUCCCACCCCCACCUGCACCCUCACCUGGCUGCUCACGCUCCCUACCUGAUGUUCCCGCCCCCUCCCUUUGGACUACCAAUCGCGUCUCUCGCCGACUCUGCCUCGGCGGCGGCGGCGGUGGCGGCGGCAGCCAAAAGCAACAGCAAGAACUCGAGCAUCGCAGAUCUGCGACUCAAGGCAGGACUUCUGCGGGGCCAGUGGCUCAGUCCACUCCAGGCACAGAUCACAUCCCAAGGACCGUACAAACACAUGUGGAUGUCUGUUUGAGGGCCCCGAGGGCCGGGGAGCCAUCAGGCCAGAGGACGUUAGAACAAAGCAAAACUGGCGAGCAGCAGCAGGGUCUGUUGAUGCGUGGAGG
Molecule: messenger RNA, 651 nt
Organism: Austrofundulus limnaeus
Lineage: Eukaryota; Metazoa; Chordata; Actinopteri; Cyprinodontiformes; Rivulidae
Gene: shox
Product: shox homeobox
Biological process (GO): regulation of transcription by RNA polymerase II
Cellular component (GO): nucleus
Molecular function (GO): DNA-binding transcription factor activity, RNA polymerase II-specific; sequence-specific double-stranded DNA binding
Source: RefSeq, a predicted model, not a curated record